Molecule: messenger RNA, 11380 nt
Organism: Cololabis saira (Pacific saury)
Lineage: Eukaryota; Metazoa; Chordata; Actinopteri; Beloniformes; Belonidae
Gene: ptprq
Product: protein tyrosine phosphatase receptor type Q
Exons: 64
Coding region: 1-10614 (3537 amino acids)
Biological process (GO): protein dephosphorylation
Molecular function (GO): protein binding; protein tyrosine phosphatase activity
Source: RefSeq, a predicted model, not a curated record
AUGGCAAAUGAAGAGAAUGUGGUCUUGCUGACCUGUGAACAACCUUUACGUCCUGUUGAGGUUGAAGCUGUGUUUAAGUCCUUUCCCUCUACUAAAGAGCCAGACAGCUACAACCUCACCUGCAGAACUGCGGGUAACCAUCUGAAGUGCAGGGAGCAUGUUGAUCACUCAGCAUGCUCACCUGACUGCAGGAUACCACUGCAUAUGACUGAGGACCGAAGAGGGUAUAAUAUCGUGCUGAGAGCCAGCAGGAAUAACACCAUUCUCGAGACAAAAACUUUUCACCUUACUCCAGUAUCCCUGUCCUCCUUUACAGUAUUCAGCACAACAACCACUGCCCACCUGAAAUGGAAACUUCACAGGCAGCAGAGCAUAUCCACUCUGACUCUGUUCAACCUUCACACACAAUCCGUUGCUCAGGUCUUCAACAUGAACUCCUCAGAGAUAAAGUCCCAGCUCACAAUAAAAGGUCUUCAACCCGGCACAAGCUUCGAGGCUGUAGUCACGGUGGUUCACACGCCGCUUGACAUCGCCUUGACGCAGAAACUCAGCAUUUUUCUGGAAACAGCUCAGUGUCCACGUGGUUGGUUGGCUGACGGGAGAAACUGCUACGCUGUGAGAAGAUCGGGUUUGACCUGGGGUGAUGCCGUGCACAGCUGCACAAACCUGGCAGCUGGAAGCCACCUGGCUGACUUGAAGACCUCAAAGGAUCAGCUGUUUGUCUCCUCUUACCUUCUUAAUGACGAUAAGCUGCUGCUGCUGUGGACAGGACUUAACGACCAGCAGGAGGAAGGUCACCCUCUCUGGUCGGAUGGCUCAUCAUAUAAUGGAACAGACGCUGCGACGUCUCUGCUGCCGGCCAGACAGACAGACUGUUUUGCCUUUCACAGGAAUGCCACAGGGCAAGGAUACUUCCUCACGCCGUUCUUCUGUGACAUCGCUUUACCCUUCAUCUGCCAGUACCAGACCCCUUCAGAGUCUGUCUCAUUCUCGUUUGAGCUGGCUCAGGUGACAGAGCAGCAGGUAGAACUUCGCUGGAGUGACCCUUUCCCUUUUAACUCCCUUAAUAAUUCAUAUUUCAAGACAUUCCUCCUGUACCAAAAAAUGGAAAAUGGCGAACCGGGUCAUAGCGAUGAAGAUGGAUGCAGGGAGCCGGGGGAGUACAAAGUCAAAAAGAGCCAGCAAAGUUUGAAAAAUAUCACCAGGGUCCGUAUCUCCCUCUCCUCCAGACAGUUUACUGUGACAGGCUUAUCUCCAGGGAGUAUUUACUCCUUUCACCUUCAAGCGUCUCACUCUGCUGGCCUCAAGUGGAGUUUGGGACAAAUACAAAUUGCACACAUGAGGCCUCUUCCUCCUCAGAACAUUACUGUUGGCUCCAUUACAGCCGGGCAGAUAAGUGUUCACUGGAUGCUGCCAAAUGUGCCAUGUAAGGAUUUGUGGUCAUUCGUCGUACGUUAUGAAGACAUGUUGUCAAGGCGAGAGAAGGUGCUCACCGAGGUUUCCAGGGCAUCUGGAACCAGCAGGCUGCAGUCCUACGCUGCUUCGAUUGGAGGACUUGAGUCUCACAGGAAGUACAGGGUUGAAGUUCUCACAGUCACACGACAAGGAGUAUGGAGUUGCGGACAGGUGCCUCUCACAUUACAGACUGCGGUGAAGGCCCCUACUGAUUUGGUGGUGUUUAGCAUGAGGAGAAACCUGUCACUCUGCUGGACCAUCACACCUGAUCAUCCUGCAGAUGGGUAUUACAUCACAUCCCACCUUCUCAGUAAUCUCACCACUUCUUCACUCUGGAUGAACCAGUCCAGCUUCUGGGGAAAUGAAUCCGCGUGCGUCGAUUUGGGCACAUUUACUCCGGGUCAGACGUACGAACUGGGAGUCACUGCUUUGAGAGGGAAUAACCGGAGCGAGAGGUCCAGUAUCAGGCACACUACAGCUCCGAUGCCUGUGCAGGUUGCAGUCCCCCAUUCGGUGGGCACAAAUAACACACAGCUGUACAUUCAGCCUCCGACGGAGGGUCUGCUCGAUGGGGUGAAAGUGUGUGCAUGUCCUGGAGUAUGUGACGAUCUGUGUAAGGAAUCUUGUGGGUACAAGUGUGACUGGCAUUCCCUGUCUGCUGACGCUCACACUUUAACCAUUAGCAACCUCAGUCCAGGAUCCCAGUACCAGCUUGGUGUGUAUAGCACCAGCAAACAGCAGAUGGGACCACCAUACUUCACCGUCCCCAUCAAAACAAGUCUCGCUACUCCCAGCAGGCUGAGGGAGGGAAUGGUGACUGACUCGUCCAUAGAGCUGCUUUGGGAUCCGGCACAAGGAGAGGCUCACAGCUACGAGGUUACCUGCUUCAACUGCGGCCACUCGCUCAAGGUGGAGAAGGUGUUCAGUCAGAGUGCCGUGUUCUCUAAUCUAACUCCAGGUUUGCUCUAUCGCUUUGCUGUACGGACAGAGAAGGAGUCCUUCACUGACAGUUCACCUGUCACAAUCAAUAUCACUGCAGCUCCGGAAUCAGUGGAGCUGUCUCUUGUCAAUAAAACCACGACAUCCAUGUACAUCAGCUGGACUAGAGCCAGAGGACAGGUGAGCACGCUCGUCCUAUCAAUCAAAAACAGAACAUCCACUCAGGAACGGCUCAUCUGCAAUCAGGAGCCCAGCUCAUACAGCUUUGAAGGCCUCGCUCCUGGAAGCCAGUACACUAUUGAAGCUGUAACCACCAGUGGUAAAAGAAGAGGCAAAGCUGUGAAUGUGACUCUCCACACCAUCCCUGAGGUCCCACGGGAAGUGACUCUUUCAGAGCAGGCACUUACAUCGAUGUUUGUCACCUGGAGACCACCGCCAGGACAGACUGAGAAGUACAAGCUUCUUUUUGGCCUACUCUCCUUGGACAGAAAGUCAUGGAUUGAGGUGCUCAUCCAGAGCACAAACUAUGAGAUCAGGGAUUUGAUCCCAGGGUCAGACUAUGGCAUCAGCAUUCAGAGUGUGCUGGGCUCGGACUUCAGUCGAGCAGCAGAAAGAGAGUUCACAACACGUCCAGCAGGAUUAUGUGCCCUUCGUGUGGAUGAAGUGAAUUCUUCAUCCGUGUCCGUGAACUGGGACGGUGCUCAUGGAGACUUUGACUUCUACAGAGUCACUGUGGCCAACACUUCAAUCACAAAAACACUCACGAUACCCAAAAAGGCGCAGGUUGCCGUAGUUACAGGUCUGCUGGACGGCUGCAGUUACAACGUGAGUGCUGAGAGAGUUAGAGGAGGGAUGGCAGGAGCCGCUGCCUCUCUGACUGUGACUACAGUGCCAACCCGUGUGCGAGGGCUGCGUGUGGUGAAUGUAUCUGCACGUGCGUUCUCUCUACGCUGGCGGCAGACGUUGGGUUGUGUGGAUCAUUACCAAGUGAGCCUGCAACCAAACCAGGGAAAAGUCGUAUUUCACCAUGUACGCGAUGGAUACAUGCAGGUUGAUGCGAUGAAUGUAAGUCCAGGAACACAAUACACAGCGACCGUCACGGCAGCAUCCUCCUCCAACAUCAGUCCCGGAGUCAGCCGCAUGAUCACGACCAAUGAGAGUGUUCCAGGUCCCCCUUUAGACCUGGAGGGAGAAGCUGUUGGUUCCAAUGGGAUUCUGCUCUCUUGGACCAUGCCACCUGAUGCAAACAAUAUUGACGGCUACAUCAUCAGGUACAAGGAGGUUUGUCCCUACCCCGAUCCCUCUUUUACACAGGUGACCAAAUACCUGGACAUACCUGAGACUCUGCUCACCGACUUCACUUCAGGUUCAACAUACCAGAUUCAGGUGGCAGCUGUAUCUCCAGCUGGAAUUGGAGCAUUAAGCAAGCCUUUAUACAUAAAGACAGCUGAAUCACCGCCUGGCCUGGUGACCAAUCUGACAGCUUACGCCCAGAACCACACUUCGGUCAUGGUUACCUGGUUUCUGCCACACCGCAUCAACGGCCUCAUCACCAAGUUUGCUGUUAAAGCGAAGCACGCUCGUACGGGACAGACCGUCCGCACUCUGGAGGUCAAUGCAGAGGAAAUCAUGACGGGAGCCCUGCCUCACUGCAACGAUGCAGCGGACAUCCUCUCACGUGCAACCCUGAGGCCCUUGGAGAUAACAGCAUCAUCUCCUCCCAUCACCCUCUCUGCUGUGCCCCCUGCAGCCUCUUGGAGUGUGCCCAUAUCAGUAGGAGUCGAUCAACUGCGACCUUACACUGCCUAUUUAUUUGAGGUAUCUGCCUUCACCUCGGAUGGAGAAGGACAGAUAGCGUCUACUAUGGUGCGCAUGCCAGAAUCAGCUCCAGAAGAUCCCCCACAAAACCUAUCAAUAAUAAAUAUGACAUCUAGAUCCAUUUCGGUCUCCUGGAGCUCUCCGACCAUUUUCACCGGGAAGUUCACAUACAUGCUCUACCUUUAUGGACCUACAGGUUUUUUAUAUGAUAACAGCACAUGGGACAUGCGUUUUCUUUUCACCGGUUUGACUCCAUACACAAGGUACAGAAUCGCUGUCCGGGCAAAAGCUGCAGGAGAAGUAGGUCCAGCAGCAGAGGAUGUCGUGAUCACACCUGCUGAAGCACCCAGCGCAGUGCAAGACCUGACUGCGGUAGCUGAGGACUCAGUUUCAAUUCGUGUAAGUUGGAGAAUUCCUGCCCAGCCCAACGGUCCCAUAACGCAGUACAGACUGCAGGUCCUGGUCAGUGACUCUCUGCUGCAGGAGAUUACCCUCACGGCAGAGAGCACCACUGGUUUAUAUGCGGAUGAAACACUUCCUCCGGAUGUCUAUAAUAGCCUGGGGCGACGUAAGAGAAGUACUGAGUUCGGUCCGAUCACAUCUCCGCCAGCUUUCAUGGCCACCGUUUCUGACCGCACACUGCCCACUGACAUGACUUCUUUCAGCUUUACACACUCUGAACGUAGGAGCACAGACCACGUCGCUAACACUGAUGCCAAACCAACCGCCGACCCUGCGGUUAUUGAGUCUGAUUCGCAAUCUUACAGCAACACUCAGUCCUCCAGUGAUGCAGCCUUUGGCACUUCUACAUUUUCUGUUACCUCAAUUCCCCCUAACACGCUUCCACCCUGGCUGGUAGAGCAGUCACAAACACAGGAGGUGACCUCAGACACCUCUGCCCUCACUCCAGGCCAACUGCGCUUGUCUACACGUGAUGCUUCAGUCACUGGGCAUAGCUCAACACGCAGUGCAACACUAUCUGCCUCCACAGGUGUAACUGUGAGAGAGGCGGUAGUGGAUGUUUUUGCUGAGGAGCUGUCCUACCUGGUGUCGGAUCUGAGUCCUUUCACUGAGUACACUUUCAGGGUCUCUGCUUCCACCACUGUGGGAGAGGGCCCCCCUACAGAUACCACUGAGAAGACGAGUGAGCAAGUGCCAAGUUCAGUGCUGGAGGUGUCCUAUCAGAACAUCAGCUCCACCUCCAUACUGGUGAGCUGGGUCCCACCACUCAACCCCAAUGGGAGGAUCACACAUUACACCAUUUAUGGUCUCACACUGCAUAACAAUCAAGCCUUGAAGUGGGUUACGAACAGCACCAGCAUGCUAAUAUCAGAUUUGGACAAGUAUACUGCGUACAAGCUACGUGUGGCUGCUUCUACAGUUGUGGGAGAAAGCUCCCUGUCGGAAGAGGAUGACAUUUUUGUUUACACCUUAGAGGAUGAACCUGACUCCCCCCCUGAGAACCUCGCCGUUGUAGACACCAGCCCCUCCACUGCCACUCUGACCUGGUCUGCACCAAAGAAAGCUAAUGGGAUGAUCCAACACUAUGAGGUGUUGUAUGAAAACGAAACCUACUCGGCACUGAUAAACACCACCUCUAACAGAAGCACUCUGAUCAGCCUGAAGCCGUUCUCAUAUUAUAACGUGUCUGUGAGGGCAUACACACGUUAUGGCCAUGGCAACCAAACAUCAGACACUUUAUACCUGCUUUCUGGAGAAGAUGUGCCCGGCAGUCCUCCAUAUGACCUCACGUAUGAGUCCGUCAGUCCUGAUGAGGUGAACGUCACCUGGUGGCCACCUCUUCUGCCUAACGGGGUCAUUACUCACUACAGCCUGGAGCUCUGGAACUCAACCCACUCCCUGAACCUCAGCUCAUCAACCACCUCCAUCCACAUCACAGAUCUGAGGAAGUACGCACAAUACCGCAUCGUGGUGCAAGCACACACCCGGGCCGGGUCGGGAAACCACAGCAGCGAGCCACUCAACAUCACCACACUUGAGGAUGCUCCAGACGCCCCCCCUCAGUUCCUCCAUGCCAGGAAGCUGUCAGACUAUGAGGUGGAAUUGUCAUGGCAACCCCCACUUCAAGCCAAUUCUGAUAUACUGUACUACAUUGUCAGAGUUUGGAACGACACAACCGAGCUCUGGCAGAAUGUGACGGAGACGUCGGUGGUUAUUAAUGUGGACUCAGAGAGUCGAUACAAUGCCUCUGUUUCCAGCUGGACCAGACUGGAGCCAUCAGACCCGCCACAGAACGUGACUUUUGUAAAUGUGACUGCCUCCUCUGUCACUUUGUCAUGGCAGCCACCAACUGAACCCAAUGGGAUUAUUGUUCAUUACACUAUUUAUUACACUGUUAACAACACCGUGAUGAAACAGAGAGUUCCUGUUUCAGACUUACCUCCACGUGUCUCUCCCAGUUCGCCCUUCAUCUACACUCUGCCUUCGCUGACUGGAGGCAGUAACUACACUAUUUGGAUGGCUUCCAGCACUUUACAGGGUGACGGAGCGGUCCAGUCCGAGCCAUUCACCUUGCUCUUACCAGAGGAUGUGCCAAGUGACCCGGUCUCAAACCUGACGGCUCAGAACUUCAGCUCCACAGCCAUCAUUGUGAGCUGGGAUCCUCCCACGGAGCCAAAUGGUCGUCCCUACUACCUGCUCACCUUACAGGAGGCCGGUAUCUUCUCAGACAUCACCAGCCAAGGGACCCCAGCUGUCAACAAGACCACCAACAAGACCACAAAGGAUAAUGUCUACCUGUUUACCAGGCUCAGGAAGCAUUUCCCUUAUGUACUGACAGUUACACCAGCAACUGGUGCUGGCCCUGCCUAUAACCAUACCAGCACGAUGUACCUAAGAACUGAUGAUGAUAUUCCUAGCUCUCCUCCAUUGCUGGUGUCCACCAGAAACCUGUCCUCGUCCUCUAUCGCUGUGGUCUGGCAACGCCCUCUGGAGGCAAAUGGGGAGAUAACCGAGUACGCCCUGACCCUAUCUGGCCCAGGGGGCUCCAACACAACGCAGACCCCAAAUACCUCGGCCAUCCUAACCAACCUCCUCCCAUACACAGCUUACAAUCUCACCAUUAUAGCUGCAACCCGUAAAGGUGCAGGUACAAGUCUGCUGCUGCUGCAGCUUCACACUGAUGAAAGUGGCCCUAUGUCCCCUCCCCGUAACCUGACUAUAUUCAACCACACAGCAGUCUCUGUAUGGCUGAGCUGGGAGCCUCCCCUGGAGCCCAAUGGAUUGGUGAUAAAGUACGGAUUCCGAAUCCGAGACCUCUCCACAAACACCGUCACACAUCGGAACUCCUCCGGUUCGACAGCGACCGAGUAUCUUUCAGGUUUCAGGCCUUACAGCUCUUAUGAGAUCAGUGUGUACAGUUUCACCAGAGUGGGCCACGGCGACCAAUUCAGCAGCCCUGUGACCUUCACGACAAAUGAGUCAGUGUCUGAUGCUGUGGGGAACUUGUCUUGCUCAGGACUGAGCUGGGAUUCAAUUCAGCUGUCUUGGGAUGCUCCCGUCAACCCUAAUGGGCAGAUUCUUCUUUAUGAGAUUGUAGUGGAGGCAGAUGAAUAUGCCUUCACGCACCAGGCCCACACACCAGAGUUCACAUUGGCUGGACUGUCACCAGACCAGGAGUACACACUGGUUGUAGCUGCAGUCAACUCUGCAGGAGCAGGAAACAGAGCAAACUGCUCAGCUUCCACUCUCUCUGAAUCAGUUCCAGCGGCACCUCGCUUUCUAACCAUCUCUCGGGUCACCCCUAGCAACGUGACACUUGGGUGGUCUCCACCUCACUCCAUACCUGGCCUGCUGAAAGAGUACCACAUUGUUGCACAGCUGCUUUCAACUGUUUGCGAACCAAACACACCAAUCUUUGCUCAGCCGGCCCCGGAGGACGAUCCGGCCUCAGACUGUGUAGACAGCAAUUUCACAGUGUCUGUGAAUGCCUCGGAUGGUGCCAAAGACAACAGCGUCACUCUCCAAUUCCUUGCGAAAUACAGAUACUACCGCUUCAAAGUCGCCGCUGUGACCAACGCUGGAGCUGGGGAAUAUACACCCUGGAAUUACACUCGGACCCUGGCUGGAAACCCUGAUGCUCCUCCCCGCGACCUAAAGGUGACCCCCACUUCCACCGGUCUUCGCAUUGCGUGGGAGGCUCCAGCUGUUCUCUCAGGACCCACCUCCUACCUUGUCAAGGUGGAUGGUCCUGAUGUGAAUAUCUCAAUGGUCCGGGCCCCUGGAGAGCUGACGACCGUCGUCGUGACAAAUUUGACAGCGUUCACCCGUUAUACUGUGACAAUUAUUGCCUACACUGGGUCAUUGGAGCAUGCUGGCAGGAAUGGGAAAGCUAUUGGGCCUGUUUAUUUUCAAACACUGGAAGAGGAGCCUAAAGACCCUCCCAAGAAUGUGACCGUCUCUGUUAUCCCGGAAGAAGUAAAGAGCUUGAGGGUUAGCUUCAGUCCCCCACAGGAGCCCAAUGGAAACAUCACUGCCUACUUUGUGUAUGUGUACGAGAAAAAUCAGCUGAUCAAGAACAUCAGCCUGAACGGCAUCCACGGAGAAAACGAAACGAUGGUCGCUGUCAUAGAAGGCCUUAAGGGAGGGCACACCUACAGUGUGCAGAUUUCAGCAACGAACGGGGCAGGCAGGAGCCCACUCAGUCCACACGUGCAGAUAACUACAGGGAUCAAAGCCCCAUCCAAGCCAAUCCAAAGACCCCAGGCAGAGCUGGGCCAUGGAGGGGUUGCCAUGGUAACCCAUAGGAGUAUCACCAUACGCAUGCCUGCUUGUUUCUAUAGUGACGACAACGGACCAAUUGCAAAAAUUCAGGUCAUCGUGGCCGAGUUAGGAGUGAGGGACAUUGAGAACACGACCGACUGGAGGAGCGCGUUUUUUCAUCACGCUGCCCCUUACAUGACAGACGCAGGGUUCCCCAACCCCCCAUCACCGGCCAGGCUCAACCACACCACAGCAGGGACCUACGUGAUUGGAGAGAACGAUGGCUGUAUGGAGGAGAACAACACCGAUCACUUCUGCAACGGGCCCUUGAAGCCGAACAUGGUCUACGUGUUUAAGUUCAGAGCCACAAAUAUUAAUGGCCAGUGUACAGAUUCUGAGUACUCUGACCAUGUCAGAACUGCAGCGGACGGGCUAUUGACCAGAGAGGAACAGAUCAUCCUGGGUGUUCUGCUGUCCUUCUUCUUAGCUGUGUUACUCAUCAUUAUCAUCUGUGGUUCAGUCAAGAUCCAUCAGCGUAAGAAGGAGGGUGGAACGUAUUCACCCCGAGAGGCAGAGAUCAUUGAGACUAAAUGCAAGCUGGAUCAGCUGAUCGCUGUGGCAGAUAUGGAACUGAAACAAGAGAAACUCAAUCGGUAUUCCUCCUUCUUCUUUAGACGGAAGGAGAUUUAUGUGAUCCAGCUGCUCAGCUACAGGAAGUCACUCAAGCCUGUCAACAAGAAGUCUUUUCUGCAGCACAUAGAAGAUCUCUGUGCCAAUGACAAUGCCAGGUUCCAGGAAGAGUUUGGAGAGCUCCCAAAGCUGCUGCAGGACCUGGCCACCACCGACGCUGACCUGCCCUGGAACAAAUCCAAGAAUCGCUUUCCCAACCUCAAACCCUACAACAACAACCGAGUGAAAUUGUUGUCAGAACAAGGAACUGCAGGCUCGGACUACAUCAACGCCAGUUUUGUUUCAGGCUACUUGUGUCCCAACGAGUUCAUAGCUACCCAGGGUCCUCUGCCUGGCACCGUGGCGGACUUUUGGAGGAUGAUCUGGGAAACAGGAACCCGCACCAUCGUCAUGCUCACACAGUGCUAUGAGAAAGGCAGAAUUCGGUGUCAGAAGUAUUGGCCAGAGGACAACAAGCCAAUGACAGUGUUCAGUGACAUUCUCAUCUCCAAAGUGUCAGAGGAAGUCUUUCAUGACUGGACUGUUCGAACCUUAAAAGUAGAAAAGUAUGGCCACUACAUUUUGAUCAGACACUUCAACUACACAUCGUGGCCUGAGCAUGGGGUUCCAGAGUCCUGCAGCACCUUCAUUAAAUUUGUUAAAGCUGUCCGAGCACAUCGACAUGACAACACCACUAUAACAGUGCACUGCAGUGCCGGCGUUGGAAGAACAGGAGUUUUUGUCGCGCUUGAUCACCUCAUUCAGCACGUCAGAGAUCACGACUUUGUGGAUGUUUACGGGCUGGUGGCUGAGCUGCGCAGUGAGAGGAUGUGUAUGGUGCAGAAUCUGGCCCAGUACAUCUUCCUCCACCAAAGUACACUGGAACUUCUUAACAACAAAGGAAACAGCCAGUCCAUCUGGUUUGUUAGCUACUCUGCUCUGGAGAAGAUGGACUCGCUGGACGCCAUGGAAGGUGACGUCGAACUGGAAUGGGAGGAGACGACUAUGUAAAAAAGACUGACAGAGGGACACGCUUGAGAAUUUUUCUGCAGGGUCUUGGUCACAUGACCUGCACGCAGAUCCCCCUGAAGGACUGAAUGCACCAAACAAAGGAGGAGGAUAAGGAGAGAGAGGUGAACAAAGCUUUGGUAUUCUGCUUCAAACCCAACUCUCAGCCCGGUCUUCACCUAAUGUACACCAUUUAUUUCCAAAGACAGGGACAGAAUAGCAAGGGGUGGGGGAGGGGCUCAGAGUAGUAGAAAUGACGGGGACAGAAGUGAGAUAUUGAGCUGAUUAUGAGAGCUCUAUCUCAUCUGUAUGCCUGCAGGGACUUUGCACAAACUGAAUAUCACUGUGUUUUGCAUUACUUUAAUAUGUUUUUGUAAGAUUUUUUUUUCUGCCAAAAUGGUAUUAUUUUUAAUUUGUUUUUCCAUUCUCUGUAACUCUGUUCGUGCCCAGGGGUUGGUUAUCCUUUCUCAAGAGUGAUUUGCAAAAAUAAAAGUACUUUUAUUUUUUUCUUGCUUUGAUUCUUGAGAGUAAAAUCUUGUAGCCCACCCUUUCAGAAUCGCCUUUAUGAAAUGUACAAAGUUUGAGUUUAAAGAAGUCUUAUUAUCCUCCUAAAAUACGACUAAAAUAUUACUUUUAAGUUUCACCUGUUUUGUACCAGCUUAGUUAAUCACAUUGUGAUUAAUCUAAUUUGUCUAACAAGUGCUCAGUAAUUAGUUUGACAGACAUUAGUAGUUUGUUGUGCAAAGUGUAAACCUUCAUCCAAGCACCA